Ceratina calcarata is the source of this 1785-nucleotide messenger RNA. RefSeq lists its product as uncharacterized. Gene Ontology annotation, cellular component: plasma membrane. Gene Ontology annotation, biological process: septate junction assembly; establishment of glial blood-brain barrier; regulation of tube length, open tracheal system. The coding region runs from base 350 to 1018 and encodes 222 amino acids. The transcript has 6 exons. NCBI's taxonomy places the organism in Eukaryota, Metazoa, Arthropoda, Insecta, Hymenoptera, Apidae. The record is from RefSeq and is a predicted model, not a curated record.
GUCUCGUGCGCAUGUCGUGUAAUCUACAGCUAGGGGUUCGCCUCUACUCCCCGGACGAGGUAGACUCGCGUUUUGCGCGUCGAACGCACGCAAACGGACACCCCUUUGAAUCUUCUCGCUGCCUCGUACGAGGUUGUCACCGGGGGAUAAGCGUACUCCUGUUUUCGUUAGACCUUUUGCGUGAUACCCUAAUUCCGGCCGAGGAUCCGACCCUCCGCUCUCGCUCGAACGAGAGACAGUGAAAGUUAUUGAUUCUCGCGGUGAAUUACGUUCGCGAUAUUCCGUGCGACUUUUUCCGCAAGGAUACCAAUUUUUGUUGGGAUUCGUUGAAAGGAAGAAAUAAGACAAGAUGAAAGUAGGAUUGUUAAAGAAUUUUUUGUACUACUUUAAUUUAGAGCAGGGCACAGUUUUGAUAGCUGUGCUGCAACUGUUCACGUCUGGGUUUAGCAUAUUAAUUUUCGUACUAGCCCUGGCGCACACUAUGGUAAUCCAAGAAAUGGUAGCCAGGGACACGGAGGAUGCCCUUGAGAGAGAGGCGCUCGAAGAUAUAUCGUCGAAUCAUUUAAACACCAAGCGGAUGGACAUGGCACACCAUAAUGCAACUGAAACGGUUUACGCGAUGUACUGCGGGCUGGUGAUCACGGUGAUACAUUUUAUCUCCACGAUCCUACUCCUAUACGGCGCGCUCACGAACAAUCGUCAUUUCAUGGCGCCUUGGAUGAUGGUCAUGAUGACUAUAAAUUCGGGGUUGACAAUAUCCUUGUUCCUGGUAGAGCAGGACUGUCCAUUCAUCGCCACCUUCGGCGGUAAAGCCGACAUUUGCGAACGCAUGAUCGGUCUGACUCUUGUAAUUACUAAUACUUAUGUGUGGUUCGUCGUAUACAGCGCUUAUAAAAGUCUUGAGAUGAGGAAGAGGCUCAACCACAUUCUCCACCACGUAAAUAAAAAGCCUCUAGUCACAGUGAUGCAAAAGCCGAAGGCCGUUCCGGCGCACACGAACGAACCGUUCGAGGUUUGAAGGUAUUCCAUGACGGGAUAGAAUAAGUAGCGAUAGAUGUCGGAUUUAUUCGUUACAAUGAAACGUGAACGAGUGGAAAACGUUCCCGCGGCAUUGAGAAGGGUGUCCUUCGAACGACAGUGUUUUUUAAACGAAUAUCAGCUGGACCUAUGGUCUCGCCUAAGGUGUUUGAAUUUUACUCGGGUUCGGUCAUGUUUUGCAUUGGUCGAUGUAAGUAAAACGCGAUUGACUCGCGUUGGAAAAGCACUGUGCAUCCUAUCUUUAUAUUAUAUAUAUGAAUACGACACGGCGACGUUUCAUUUUAUAAAAGCUCAGAGGAGGAUUUGCAGUACAAAGAAAAGCAUGCUUUGUAUUAUUACACGUGCUACUUCUCGUUCAUGCGUUACAAUUAAUUAUAGGCGAAUUCGCAUCCUAUUUUCAUUUUAAUGAUAUAUCGAAUCUCUGACCGACGCACAGAGACUUACAAACGAUUAAUCCUUAACAUACACGAGUCUAAAUCUGCAUAUCGAAAUGCGGCGACGCAUAUACCGUAAUGUGUACAUAUAUUUUUCACUUCGGCUGUUGCUACGGCAAGUCGUUCGAAUCUUUUCAAUUGACUACGCUAGGUCCUCGAAAACUUUUGUUCAAAGUAUAUUUUUCUUCUGUGAGACUGAAUUUUCAUUGUUAGAAGUACCAUCACAAUUCAGGCAUCAAUCAAAAAGAAAAGUGAAAUACAUCGCUUGCAACUGAUUCAUCAUCGAUAUUUUAUUAUAAACAAGUACAUAUAG